AUAAAAAUAAAAUAAAAAAUUAAAAAAAAAAGUACUAGUAGGUUGGUGAUUGGUGUUGUGUGUAAUGUACGAAGUGCAGAUUGGGAAUGCAAUAAUAAAUGAUGAGACAGAUACGAAAGGACUGGUGGAUUACUUUGCAAGCCAUGCUCUCAUUUCCGACCAAACUUCAUAUGAAAUCCGGAAAUACUGUGAUUUCUCACCCAAUGCCACCACUCAGUCCAAUGAAUGCGAUACUGCAACUACUGAAGCUGUCAAAGAUAUUGCCAAUAUUGAUAUCUAUAACAUCUAUGCUCCUUUAUGCACCUCUUUCAAUAUCACUCCAUUUCCCAAAAAGGCUUCUGUGUUGAAUUUUGAUCCAUGCAGUGAUCAUUAUGUGUAUGCUUAUUUGAAUCGUGCUGAUGUUCAAGAGGCCCUACAUGCCAAUGUAACCAAACUCAGUUAUGAUUGGGAACCAUGCAGUCUAGUCAUCAGACGUUGGGAAGAUAGUCCAUCAACAAUUAUUCCCCUUCUCCAAGAGUUAAUGGCAAAUGGACUACGAGUGUGGGUAUUUAGCGGUGACGUAGAUGGAAGGGUACCAGUGACUUCAACCAAGUAUUCUAUUAAUAAGAUGAAGCUUCAUCUUAAGACUCCAUGGCAUCCUUGGUAUCUCAAUGGAGAGGUUGGUGGGUACACUGAAGUAUACAAGGGGGACCUGACAUUUGCAACAGUAAGAGGAGCAGGGCACCUGGUUCCAAGCUACCAGCCUGCAAGGGCACUUUCACUUAUUAUGCACUUCCUGGCUGGGACUCCUCUCCCCAAUUCUACAACACUUCUUCAAUAACUAUUACACCUUUUUUUUUUUUCCCUGUUCUACUAUAAUCAACAUUGUUUUCUGCUUGUUCCAAGGCCUCUAUUUAUUUUUUUGUUUUUGUUUUUCAAUUAUAUUUUAGGUCUAAUUAUAGCGUUUGACUAAGGUUUAGCACCAUUUUUCAUUUCAUUUCCAAUGGUAAUUUAUCCUUAUAUGGGAAAAUAAUUAAUGUCUAUUGUAUGAAGCAAUUUAUAUUUUAUAAUAAUCAAUUUGUACAAUGUUUACCUGCCA
Messenger RNA from Camellia sinensis, 1078 nucleotides. The record is from RefSeq and is a predicted model, not a curated record. NCBI's taxonomy places the organism in Eukaryota, Viridiplantae, Streptophyta, Magnoliopsida, Ericales, Theaceae.